Messenger RNA from Drosophila serrata, 1367 nucleotides. RefSeq lists its product as uncharacterized. The record is from RefSeq and is a predicted model, not a curated record. NCBI's taxonomy places the organism in Eukaryota, Metazoa, Arthropoda, Insecta, Diptera, Drosophilidae.
AUGUCAGCCGCGGCACCAGAAUGGCUAUCUGCGGAGUAUCUAGAGGCUGCCCUUCGUCAAUAUUAUCAGAAAUGUCAACUUAAACUAGAAUCCUUGGAGAUAAAAUCUGCCUUGGGCAAGGGUGAAAAUUAUGGCGCCAUUCUAACACGCAUAUGUGUCAAGUUCUCCAUUGAUCUGGUCACAAAAGUUGAGUACUUGAUAGCCAAGACCCAGCUGGAGGAAGAAGAUGUGGAAACCCGGGAAAAGAAGGCACCCUACGAUACCUACAAUCGAGAGUUGGAGAUUUACGAGAAAGUAUUACCUCAACUGCAGAACUUGGCAGGUGAACAGCUCUGUCCACGAGUCCUCCACAUUGAUCGCCAGCGAGGAGCUCUACUGAUGGAGGACUUAACCCACAAAGGAUAUGUGAUGGCUCCACGACUCCAGAGACUGGAUGAGAGGCAUGUGGUGCUGGUGUUGAAAAAACUGGCUAAAUUGCAGGCUGCUUCUGCCAUUCUCAAUGAGAAUUUAAAGUGCAGUUCCCAGUCUCUAACGAAAUACAAUCGAGGUUUCUUCAAUCGCUACACCGAAAGCUAUAGCUCAUAUUUCCUGGGUUGCCUAAAGGCCUGUGCCAAUUACCUAAAAACACAGCCGGGUCACCAGAACCACGCCCAACGACUAGAGGAACUGGCACCCCACUAUAUGGGCCUGGGACUGCGUUGCUUUCAGCCUGAGGUGGGUCACAUUAAUGUCCUGACCCACGGCGAUUUGUGGACAAACAACAUGAUGUUCAAGUACGAGGCGGGCGUGCCAUCCGAUGUCCUUCUGAUUGACUUUCAGUAUGCCUUCUGGGGCUCGCCCACGUUGGACAUCCAUCAUCUGCUGAACACCUCCGCCGUGGAACAAGUGCGAACUGGUCUUCAAAUUGAGAUGCGGUGUAUCUAUCACGCAGUGUUUGUCCAGGAGCUGAGGAGGUUGAACUUCAGGGGUCAAAGGUUGCCCAGCCGCAAGCAAUUUCACCUGGAGUCGGAGCAGAAACGUUUCUACGCUGUUCACUGUGGUCUGCUUCUGCAACCGGUUCUCCUGAAUACCGAUGAAACUGAUGCGGAUUUUGGAGCCCUGCUGUCGGAUCAGCCGCGGGGUAUAAAUAUGAAGAGGAGGUUGUAUCUCAAUCCUGACAUACAGGACUCCAUCAGGCAGCUGGUGGGGGAAUUUGAGCUGGAAGGACUCUUGGACCCCUCACAAUACGAAGGACUCUAAAUGAGGCAUGGGAGCGAAUUUUUAUACUUUUUCAUAAACUCCUCCGCAUUAGGCCUUUCAAUUAGACGGGCUAAUAAACAUAAAACAUGGCACAGCCCCAGCCACAAACCAACAACAUUUUAAAGUCA